AUGAGCACCUCUGUAUCCAUCCAUUCGGUAACGCUUGACGCUCUUGCCGUGGUCGUGCAACUUCCAGAGAGUGCCACUCGCUGCGGCAUCGGGGGUGGAGACGGUGUGCACUCAAUCAUGGCCCUUCAGAUCGCACUGGCGGUGGACGUCCCCCCUCAUGAGAGCGCGAAGAACUUCAAGGUGGCCGGGUACGAUUGCGUCUGGCAUGACACCACCUUCGACGACAAGUCGUCCGAGCACGCCAAAUAUAAGAUGUGGCAGUCGGGGAUGUUUGUGGGCCCAGACGGACCUCACGAGAAGAACCACAGCAAGGAGUGCCAGCGGCAGUACAGUGGUUUCACGACUUGUGAUGAGCUUGCCGGGAUCAACCUGAACCCGCACGAACAGGACCAUUCGAAGAAGGCGUUGUACCUUCGAUCGCUCAAUACCAUGACAUCUUCCAACUUCACUUUCGCGCUAAGGGUGAUCAACGAGCGCCAAAACCAGGGGUUCAACAGAAAAACCCUGAGGACGCUUUUAGCAAGUGUCACGGAACACCCAAAAGAUAGCUUUGCUGGCUGUGAAGCCGCCCUGUGGAGGUGCGGCAGGCGCUUUUGCGGGAAGCCCGUCAUGCGCGUAUUCGACUGCCUGGGGAGGGUGGACAUUGUCAUGCUUGCUACGGUGCUCGGGUCGACCGCUUGAGUAUUGCAGAAUGGGGGAAAACAUGGUAGAGUAUUGUUCACGUUGGGAUUGUGCCUGAAGAGUUGGAAGUGGGCGAAAGUCAGAAAGGUAUCCGAUUGAUAGUUCGGCCGGGCAGGCGUUUUGUAAUUUGUCGCGUGGGACGUAGUGCUUUGGUGGACGUGCAAGGUGCAUAUGCGAGGUAUUGGCCACCAGUUUCCCCUUAACGUGUACUCCACAGUCGGUUUCGUGUGUUUGCGGAUUUCAACCCGUGUUUAGGGUGGGUGAUGCACAUGGUGGUGAUCCAAUGACUGACGUCUUUCAGGGCACACGCCCGUUGUGUACAAUUGUAGAUUCAGUUUGAGAUGGUCUGUUGUUGUUUCGCCUUGUUGGGCCCGUGGUGUGCGUGUCGGUCCCCGACGCAGCGAUGCAUGGUGCACCGAGAGUGCUUCUUAGGAGCUGAAAUUUUCGAGCAGUCUUGUCCUCCUCUGCCAGUGGCUCCUGUUUCGCGUGCAUGCUGGAUUGUACUGUGAAGCGGGCCUAAACCAGGGGCUAGGCCACAACGCUUCUGGUGUGCGUAUGUUCACAUGAUAUAUUCUUCAGGGUCGUCGUUGGUGAUACAGCGGGAGGUUUGCACUCGAAAAGGUGUGAAACAAAACGUUUGCACUCCUAACGUGUAAAAAAUGACGUGGUCAACAAACACCGGCGUUGUUGUGAUCGUCGGAAAUGCGCCGUAAGGGUACCCAACUCAGGUUGGACAUCCACAAUAAGCCAAUAUCUCUACUUACUCGACUCGUCCAGAUAGUCGGUGGGCACGAAGACUACUAUUUUUCUGGGUAACGUCGACCGGAACACGUUGGAAACGGGCGCGUCCCUACCCGCGAGUGGGGGACACGGGGGGCAUCGAAAAACAUUUCGGCAUUUUUUCGGAUUGAGAUGGCGCCCGAAAGCGUGCCGCGUGAUGAGUAUGAGUGCCGGGCCCAGUCCGUCUUUUUCCACACCGGU
Messenger RNA from Ectocarpus sp. CCAP 1310/34, 1662 nucleotides. NCBI's taxonomy places the organism in Eukaryota, Phaeophyceae, Ectocarpales, Ectocarpaceae. The record is from the annotation of a GenBank genome assembly.